Rangifer tarandus platyrhynchus (Svalbard reindeer) is the source of this 1155-nucleotide messenger RNA. The record is from the annotation of a GenBank genome assembly. NCBI's taxonomy places the organism in Eukaryota, Metazoa, Chordata, Mammalia, Artiodactyla, Cervidae.
AUGGCUGCCAUGCAGAUGGAUCCUGAGCUUGCCAGGCGCCUCUUCUUUGAAGGGGCCACCGUGGUCAUCCUGAAUAUGCCCAAGGGGACAGAGUUUGGCAUUGACUACAACUCCUGGGAAGUGGGGCCCAAGUUCCGGGGCGUGAAGAUGAUCCCGCCGGGCAUCCACUUCCUCCACUACAGCUCUGUGGACAAGGCCAAUCCCAGGGAGGUGGGCCCUCGCAUGGGCUUCUUCCUUAACCUGCAGCAGCAGGGGCUGAAGGUCCUACGCUGGGAUGCGGCCCGGGAAGAGGUCGACCUGUCCCCAGCCCCAGAGGCUGAGGUGGAGGCCAUGAGGGCCAACCUCCAGGAGCUGGACCAGUUCCUGGGACCUUACCCCUAUGCCACGCUCAAGAAGUGGAUCUCCCUCACCAGCUUCAUCAGUGAGGCCACCGUGGAGAAGCUGCAGCCCGAGAGUCGGCAGAUCUGUGCCUUCUCAGAGGUGCUGCCCGUGCUCUCCAUGAAGCACACCAAGGACCGGGUGGGGCAGAACCUCCCCCGCUGCGGCAUCGAGUGCAGGAGCUACCAGGAGGGCCUGGCCCGGCUGCCCGAGAUGAGGCCCAGGGCGGGCACAGAGAUCCGCUUCUCUGAGCUGCCCACACAGAUGUUCCCGGCGGGCGCCACACCGGCUGAGAUAACCAGGCACAGCAUGGACCUGAGUUACGCCCUGGAGACGGUGCUCAGCAAGCAGUUCCCCUGCAGCCCCCAGGACGUGCUCGGUGAGCUCCAGUUUGCUUUCGUGUGCUUCCUGCUGGGGAAUGUGUAUGAGGCCUUCGAGCACUGGAAGCGGCUCCUGAACCUUCUGUGCCGGUCAGAAGAGGCCAUGGUGAAGCACCACACCCUCUACAUCAACCUCAUCUCCAUCCUGUACCACCAGCUUGGCGAGAUCCCCGCCGACUUCUUUGUGGACAUUGUCUCCCAGGACAACUUCCUCACCAGCACCUUACAGGUUUUCUUCUCCUCUGCCCGCAGCGCUGCUGUGGAUGCCACCCUGAGGCAGAAAGCCGAAAGGUUCCAAGCUCACCUGACCAAGAAGUUCCGGUGGGACUUUGAGGCGGAGCCUGAGGACUGCGCCCCGGUGGUGGUGGAGCUCCCUGACGGCAUGGGGACUGGCUAA